AUGGCUUUGGAGACCUGUGGAAGCUGUUUGAGCUGUCUGCUGAUACCUCUUGCACUUUGGAGUAUUGUUGUUAACAUCCUAUUGUACUUCCCUAAUGGGAAAGCUUCACAUGCUGCCAGUUACCAGCUUCCCAACUACGUGUGGUAUUUUGAAGGGAUCUGUUUCUCAGGUGUGAUGAUCCUUCUGUUGGCAGUAAUUCUAAUAACGCUGGAGCGUAGUGUGUUCUACCGGUGCUGCCAGAGUGAGAGCUGUAACAAAACCUACAGGAGUUUUAUUUCAAUUGUACUAGUCCUGCUUGGAGUUGCUUUUUCUGGAUACAGUUGCAUCAUUUUUACCUUGGGGUUGAUCCAAGGCCCCUUCUGCAAUUCAUCAGGUGGAUGGGAUUAUAUCUUCAAAGACACUGCUGGAGGGUACCUCACAGAUUACCCUGCUUGGUCUCGGUGCACCGAACCUGCGAACGUAGUGGAGUGGAACAUCAUUUUACUCUCUAUUCUGAUAGCUCUUAGUGGACUGGAGUUGAUCAUCUGUUUUCUCAAAGUGGCUUCUGAAUUGAAACGGACACUCUGUGGGACCUAUUCUGUUUUUGUCCAG
Messenger RNA from Cariama cristata (Red-legged seriema), 591 nucleotides. It is a transcript of the gene TM4SF18, whose product is annotated as transmembrane 4 L six family member 18. The annotation marks the transcript as partial. The transcript is spliced from 4 exons. The record is from RefSeq and is a predicted model, not a curated record. NCBI's taxonomy places the organism in Eukaryota, Metazoa, Chordata, Aves, Cariamiformes, Cariamidae. Gene Ontology annotation, cellular component: membrane.